AUGACCUUCACCCUCAAAACCCUAAUCUGUCUUGGAAUGACUCUGGGCCUCUGGAUCACAGUGCUGACAGAGUUCCUCCCUAGGCCAAUCCUCAGAGUACAGCCAGACACUGUGGUCUCUACACAGAGUAAGGUGAUCUUCUUCUGUGAGUGGAGUCAAGGAGCCAAACGUUACUGUCUCUAGAAACAGGGAAGCAGAAAUCCAAGGUGCCUUGGAAUUCGACCUAAACCUGGCAAGAAGGUUGAAUUCUCCAUCUCAAAAAUUGACCAGUACCAUGCAGGACAUUACCACUGUUAUUAUCAGAUCCAUGUUCAAUGGUCAGAGGACAGUGAUGCACUGGAGCUGGUAGUGACAGGAGCACACAGUAAACCCAGGCUAACCCAGCCAAGCCCUGUGGUGAGCUCAGGACAGAAGGUGACCCUCCAGUGUGUGUCAGGGCAGAAUUAUGACAGGUUCAUUCUGACUAAGGAAGGAUCACAGAAGCUCCUCUGGAGGCAGGACUCACAAUAUAACUAUGAUACUGGGAUUUCUCAGGCCUUCUUUUCUGUGCCACCAGUGACCUCCAGCCAGAGGUGGGCAUUCAGAUGCUACAGCUAUGACAGUAGCAAUCCACAGGUGUGGUCAGAACCUAGUGACACCCUGGAGCUCCUGGUCUCAGGGAACCUACCCAAACCCAUCAUCAAGGUUGAACCAGGCUCUGUGGUCACUCUAACUAGUUUCAUGACCAUCUGGUGUCAGGGUACCCUGGAUGCAGAAGUGUAUUUUCUGUAUAAAGAGGGGAGCCAUUCAACCUGGAGCACAGAGACUCUACAAAAGCCUAGGAACAAGGGCAAGUUCUUCUACCCUUCUGUGACAGGAGAACAUGCAGGGAAAUAUUGUUGUUAUUGGUACAGCUCAGCUGGUUGGUCGGAGCCCAGUGACAUCCUGGAGCUGGUGGUGACAGGAAUCUAUGACUACAAAGAACUCAGGCUGUCAGUACUGCCCAGCCCUGUGGUGACAGUGGGAAGGAACAUGACACUGCACUGUGUCUCACAUAGUCACUAUGAUAAAUUCAUUCUCACCAAGGAAGAUCACAAGUUCACCAGCUCACUGGACACACAGUGUAUACCUCCUAGUGGACAGUGCCAAGCCCUGUUUGUUAUGGGACCCAUGACAUCAAACCACACAGGGACAUUCAGAUGUUAUGGUUACUACAAGAAUUCUCCACAGUUGUGGUCAGUACCCAGUAAGCCCCUGGAAAUUCAUAUCUCAGGGCUGUCCAAGAAGCCCUCUCUGCUAACUCACCAAGGCCACAUCCUGGACCCUGGAGUUAACCUCACACUGCAGUGUUGCUCUGACAUCAACUAUGACAGAUUUGCUCUGUACAAAGUUGGGGGUGCUGACAUUAUGCAGCACACUAGCCAGUGGACUGACACUGGCUUCUCCAUGACCAACUUCACACUGGGCUAUGUGAACCACUCUACUGGAGGCCAAUACAGAUGCUAUGGUGCACACAACCUCUCCUCUGAGUGGUCAGCAUCCAGUGAUCCCCUGGACAUCCUGAUCACAGGACAGAUUGAUGACACACCUUCCCUCUCAGUGAUGCCUAACUCCUCAAUACACUCAGGAGAGAAUGUGACCCCGAUGUGUUGGUCAAUGUACCCUGUGGACACUUUCAUUCUGUCCAAGGAGGGAUCAGGCCAGCCACCCCUUCGACUAAAAUCAAAGUUUCAAGAUCAGCAGUACCGGUCAGAAUUCUCCAUGAGUGCUGUGACCUCCACCCACUCGGGCACCUACAGGUGCUAUGGUUCUCGAGAUUCAUCUCUGUACCUGUUGUCAUUUGCCAGUGCCCCUGUGGAGCUCAUAGUCUCAGAACCCAUUGAAGCCUCCAGCUGGCCAACUAAAAGGUUCAUCACAACAGCUACUCCAGAGAACCGGGAUCACACAAUGGAGAAUCUCAUCAGGAUGGGGAUGGCUGUCCUGGUCCUCAUAGUCCUUUCAAUUCUAGCCGCUGAGGCCUGGCAUAGCCAUAGACAGACCCACCAUGCAGAUGGGAAAUAA
Messenger RNA from Rattus rattus (black rat), 2040 nucleotides. RefSeq names its product leukocyte immunoglobulin-like receptor subfamily B member 3. Gene Ontology annotation, biological process: cytokine-mediated signaling pathway. Gene Ontology annotation, molecular function: inhibitory MHC class I receptor activity. The record is from RefSeq and is a predicted model, not a curated record. NCBI's taxonomy places the organism in Eukaryota, Metazoa, Chordata, Mammalia, Rodentia, Muridae.